AUGUACUGCCAAGUUACUCCUCUCCUCCUCCUAUCAGUUUUCGUGUACUAUACGAAAAGUGACCAGUUGGACGAUGCAAGGCAAUCAUGCAAAACUCAGAAAAUUCAGAUUCCAUCUGGAAGAACAGUUUCAAGCGAGGUGAUCGCUUUGCAGUAUCGGGACUUGACCCUUUCGAAUAUUAUUCAUGACGAGUGUGAAGAAAGAGAAGAACCGGAAUAUGUAAGAACUAAACGAGGAGCCCGUUGGGCGUUGAAGUCGUUCUCGGAAAUCGGGAAAAAAGUUUAUAAGGGUGCAAAGUCUGCAUAUAAGGCUACACAGCCUUAUAUGAAGACGUUCAAAAAAACAGGAAAGUAUGGGGCCAAGGCGCUGCGGAAUGGUGCGAAACUUGCCACUUCUGAUUUUGCAUUGGAUGCUUUGGAUAUGGCCCUGGACUCAAAAUGGGAUCUGAAAAAAGCAGUCGAGUCCAGCGAGGAAUAUGAGCAAGACGAAGAAGACCGCCCUUCCAGAAGAAUUGAGAAACAAUUGGAUGAAUUCCGUGGAGAUCUUUUAGUUCUUCUUGAUGAAAACAUAAUUCAAGGACAUAUCAGACAGACUGCAUCGGUUAAAAAGAUUGUCAAAGAAACCACGAGUUUAGAACUGAAAGCUUCCGAUGCCCACUGUUAUAAAGAUGGUUUUACCGGAAGAUACUCUAUCCGGUUACGAGUUGAAACUGAUGAAAAAAUGACAGCUGUUGCAAAACAUUGUGAAGAUAUCGGAGAAGUUUUGAAAGAUAAGAAUGGCAAAGAUGUCUAUGAGUUUUAUGAAAUAACGAAUGAGUUUCUGGUUGAGAGAGACGAAAUUUCGUAUAUUGUGAAUAGUACUGGAUGUCGUCAAAAUAAUCGCGAAAAAGUGCUGAAAUUCUGUCCAGAGACACUUUUAAGAAGAGAAGAUUGUUCAGUGAUGUCUGUGGAGCACUGCAAGAAAAGUUUGAAGGAUUUGAGUGAGGAUAAAAAGAUCAGCAGAAUUCUUCCGACCGGACUUGUCUAUUAUGGGCCAGCAGAGCUUCUGACCCUUGAGAGAAAGGGACAAUCGUUGAAGGUUUUGAUGAAUCCGUAUCAUUUGGAGUAUAUUCGAAUCUUCGACAGAGAUAGACUGAUCAUUGGAAAUGAUGUUGUUUAUGGGUGA
This is a messenger RNA of Caenorhabditis remanei, 1164 nucleotides long. RefSeq lists its product as uncharacterized. Lineage: Eukaryota; Metazoa; Nematoda; Chromadorea; Rhabditida; Rhabditidae. The transcript has 6 exons. Bases 1 to 1164 code for a protein of 387 amino acids. The record is from RefSeq and is a predicted model, not a curated record.